This is a messenger RNA of Cadophora gregata, 2393 nucleotides long. RefSeq lists its product as uncharacterized. The coding region runs from base 87 to 2249 and encodes 720 amino acids. The transcript has 2 exons. The record is from RefSeq and is a predicted model, not a curated record. NCBI's taxonomy places the organism in Eukaryota, Fungi, Ascomycota, Leotiomycetes, Helotiales, Ploettnerulaceae.
AGAGAUCAGUAAAGUUGCUCACAUAGCCCUGCUUUGUCCAUUUUAAACUGAGCAAAUCGCAGAUAUAUGAAGAAACGCCGGGUGAAAUGGAUGACCAGUUGGAUCAGCGCGGGGUAGAGGACAUCGCGGCUCAACCACGGUACGUGUACGGCCAGCGGAAUCAAUGCCAUCACGAAGUGAUGGUGACUGAGUUGGAAAAUCCUCCCAGAAGCGAGCAAUCCUCGCAGUCGAAUCUAUCAUUCGUCGAAUAUCCCAAGUCAGAGGCAGCGCCUUGCAAAGUCUGCGCUGAUCUUUCGACGACGGGGUCCGCAGGCUUAGGAUCCACACGCGCUUCCGAAGAGGAAUUACACGCUGCUGGAGAACGAGGAUGCCCCACCUGCUCUCUCAUCUCAAAAGCAACGAGAAGUUUUUGCUCAUCGAUAUGUAAUCGCGAAUCUAAAACCAGCAAUUUAUUGAAGGUCGAUGGCGUCACGAUUUUGAACGAUGGAGGACACCUCUCCGCUCUUCUGGCAAUCCACCAACAUGAUGGUGUCCCUCUUGAGGUUACCCUUGACCUCUUUUCUCCGAGAAUAUCAACCGAGUUUCCAGUAUUCAAGGCCCCGAAUUGCAUCUCUAGCAAACUCUGUCUCUCGGAUUUGGUCGCGAAGAUUGCAGCCUGGAUCCAAAACUGCGAGUCCAAACAUAUCCACUGCCGUCUACCGGAAGCCUCGAUCCUGCCAUCCCGAGUAAUAGACUUUGGAGUCCUGGAAAGCUUUGAUGAUAUCAAACUUGUCCUAGGUCAUGGUAUUUCAGCUCAAUAUUUAGCACUGAGCUACUGCUGGGGAGCUGGAACUACGAUGAUUCAAUCAACGUCCUCUUCACUUGCCAGGUGGACUGAAGGGAUUCCCUGGCAGCAACUCCCGAAGACUUUCCAAGAUGCCAUAACACUCACCCGGAAACUUGGAAUCCAGUACCUAUGGAUCGAUGCGGUUUGUAUCGUUCAAGAUGACACUCAAGAUUGGGAAUUCGAGUCUGCUAAUAUGGCGAAUAUAUACUCGAAUUCGUAUAUCACAAUUGCAGCAACCUCAGCAUCUGAUAGCCACCGUGGUUUGUUUACAGACAGAUGGACACGCUCCUGGGGCAAUAAUAGCAUCAAGAUCCCGGUCGAUGCUCACCACGUUGCCACAUCGGCCAACGAUCACAAGGACGAAAUUUUUGUACGACCACGACUCCACCUAGCACACAACCGAUUCUGUAACAUGGAGAAUGCCAUGGACCAUACUGAAGACGCACCACUUCUCACAAGAGCAUGGGCAUUCCAAGAACGCCUCCUCCCCUCCCGCACACUACAUUUCCAUGCCGAAGAACUCAUCUGGGAGUGCAAAUCCGCAGUCCAGUGCGAGUGCCAAAGUCUAGACCGUACAUUUAGCUUCGAACAGACUGGCAUGGAAGGAUGGCUCAAGAACUUCGUCACUGGCAGUCUCCAUGCCAAUCACUCUGUCGAUGAGCUCGGCCACGUCUGGCUGGAUCUCGUAUCGGAAUUUGGAGCGCUGCGUCUCACUCAUGAGAAGGAUCGUUUGCCUGCACUUUCUGGAAUGGCUUCGAAGUUCUCGGAUAAGUGUUUGGGGAAUUACGUCGCUGGGAUUUGGGAGCAUGAUAUGGCGAGGGGAUUGUUGUUUAUUACUUCACCUCUGGACAAUUCGCAAUCUGCUCCAACCGCCCUGCCAUCUUCGCCGUCUGUGCCGUCCUGGUCAUGGGCUUCUGUAUACCUGCGAGGAUCGAUGAUAUCCUAUGGCCACAUACUCGCAGGUGGCUUUGUCCAAGAUGCCUCCUUCCAAGUUUUGAUUAUGGACGUCAAGCGGAGUGGCAACAACCCGUUCAGCUGGGUAGAACAUGGCAGUCUUCGCGUCAAAGGCCGUUGUUCUUUGACAAGGAUAUUUACUGAGCGCUCAGUUUCCGGACAUCUACGCAAUAAGAAGUUUGUAAUCAAAAUAGAUGGCGAUCAUAGAGUUGUUCCUUUGGAGUACUUCAGUAGUGAUGAUGAUCUUGAUAGUCUGGAUGAUACACCUCUGUAUUGCUUGCUUGUUGGUUUUCAAGAUUCCACGUGGUCAGUGGGUCAGAAUCCUGAGGGUGCACAAUACGAGUAUGUACUUGUUCUUUACAAAGUCUCUGAGGAGCAGAACACGUACAGACGUGUUGGGCUCUUGUCGAUCAUGGAUGAUACCUGUUCUCUUAGAGAGCAACCAGUACUUACAGCUACGUUGGUAUAGUUCGCGGACAUCUCUAUUACUUAAUAUUAGCGUUAGACCAAGGAAAUUCUCGCAGGAAAGAGGUCAUGUUGAGCUGCUGAUCUCUUCCCCUACAAUUCUGGUAGUCAAUUUAGGCCAAUGCAUUUCCAUAGUGGGUAUCAUGAG